Pseudovirgaria hyperparasitica is the source of this 1656-nucleotide messenger RNA. RefSeq lists its product as uncharacterized. The transcript has a single exon. The record is from RefSeq and is a predicted model, not a curated record. Bases 1 to 1656 code for a protein of 551 amino acids. NCBI's taxonomy places the organism in Eukaryota, Fungi, Ascomycota, Dothideomycetes, Acrospermales, Acrospermaceae.
AUGGCCUCUGCGACCGACCUGAUCACGUACAUCGGUGUCCCCCUCGCCGUCAUAGGAGUGAUUCCCACCAUCUUCACAUGCGCCAAAUCCCUGGUCACGCUCCGUUCGAUCCGCAGGCUUCUCGACGACAACGGCACACCGGCAAUCACACGAAGCACGCUGCUGUCCGGGAUCGUCGAGGUGGAAAUACCGCGAAAGAGCAUCAUCCCGCUCGACCGCGCGGACCCAGCAUACUUUGAGCUGAACCCGUGCCCGUCGCGACUGAGGGGCGGCAGCUGGACGAUAUUGAAUUGGAAAGAGCUGAUUAUCGGCGUCAAGGCGUACAGGGUGCAGUAUCACGACGAGCUGUCGCAGCCGCAGGCGGAGGUGGGCUUUGAAGCCCUGCUUGCGUUUCUACUGGAUCGGGGCGCGGUGCCGAGCGUGGCCGGUUUCAGCGACCUGCGCAGCUCAGGCCUGUGGACGCCCGCCGGGACGAAGCUGUUGCUGUCUCCCGUGACGGCAGACCCCGUGCUGACGGUCGCGACGGCCAGCGACUCGGACGGGAUCCUGUCGCUCUGCCUGGACUGGCGGCACGAGUGGGAUAGGCGGACCUGGGAGUCUCUCCCGCCGUACUGGAUCCGACUGACCUCGUCCCACGAGGCAGCCCAGAUCCGAGCCGCCAUCAAGGGCAUCCAGCCGGACGCGUCAAAGCCCGAGCCGGCAGACCCCAGCACGACCACCACGUUCUCCCCCGACCGCCGUCCCAGCGCAACAGACAUGCUCUCCACGCUUCACGACUCCCUCACCUCCUUCCGCCUCCGCAUCGGCUCCUCGGGCGUCGAGGAAAGCUACCGAGAAGACGACCCGAAGCACCGGCUCGCCCUCCCCCACCUACAGUCCCACCUCCCCUCGGACACGCGCCCAAUGUGGUUCUCCGUCGGCUGCACCGCUCUCGGCGCCCCACGCGGCGGCCUCUGGAGCUACGCAAUCCCAGACGACAUCACGCAGCUCGCACGGCGCGAGACGGUGCCAUGCGGCGUAAUGGUGCUGCUCGGCCUGCUAGACGACGACGCGGUGCCGGCAUGGCGCACGCCCUACGACGACGCGCUCGAGCGCCUGAAGCAGCAGACCAAGCUCAUGGACCGCGCGCGGCAGAUGAGCGCGGAGAACCAGCUCAGUCCGGCGGAGAAGGUGCGGGCGCAGCAGGCGCGCGUGAGCAAGGAGGCGUGGGAGUUUCACAAUGAGAUGCGCGAGCGGCAGAUUGAGCGCGAGCGGCGGGUCGAGCAGGAGUUGACGGAGGCGCUGACGAGCCAGAGGUUGGCGAUUGGGCCGGUGGCGGAGGCGUGCCGGGCGUGGCUGGUGCGGGAGGGCCAUGUGCCGGGGGCGGAGGCGGAGACGGGGUUUGCGGCGAUUGUGGAGCAGGUGUUGUAUUGUAUGAUUACGAGUGAGGGAGUGGGGUGGAAGAUGGCGGGGAUGCUGGAUCGGUGGCGGAGCUGGGCGGAGAGCGGAGGGAUGGCGAGGCCGACGUAUCGGGCAGUGGCGGAGGAUGUGGUGGUGUUUGGGUUUGCGGCGUGUGUGUUGUGGGUGGUUCGGGAGGCGGCGAUGCAUGAGGCUGGGGCGGUGGUGUCGGACUUGCAGGAGUGUGUCCGGAUCUGGCGGAAGGUGCGGCUGGGGUAA